Molecule: messenger RNA, 2644 nt
Organism: Anguilla anguilla (European eel)
Lineage: Eukaryota; Metazoa; Chordata; Actinopteri; Anguilliformes; Anguillidae
Gene: flot1b
Product: flotillin 1b
Exons: 13
Coding region: 145-1428 (427 amino acids)
Biological process (GO): positive regulation of endocytosis; positive regulation of cell junction assembly; protein kinase C signaling
Cellular component (GO): plasma membrane
Source: RefSeq, a predicted model, not a curated record
ACGUGUUCUGUUGUGGGUGUGGGAUGCGCUUUACAGACCCGAGCGGAUUCAGGACCUUGCGAAACAGCUAACCACCAGUUAGCGGACAGGCGUCAACGUCUAAUCACUCGUCCAGAGAAGGGUUGUUCCUUGAUCAGCCUCAGUAUGUUUUACACUUGUGGCCCCAACGAGGCAAUGGUGGUGUCCGGCUUCUGCCGCUCACCCCCCGUGAUGAUCGCCGGAGGCCGGGUCUUCGUCCUCCCCUGUGUGCAGCAGAUCCAGAGGAUGACCCUGAACACCAUGACACUGAACGUGAAGAGUGACAAAGUGUACACGCGUCACGGUGUUCCCAUCUCUGUGACUGGCAUCGCUCAGGUGAAGAUUCAGGGGCAGAAUAAGGAGAUGCUGGCCGCGGCCUGCCAGAUGUUCAUGGGCAAGACGGAGAGCGAGAUCACCCAUAUCGCCCUGGAGACCCUGGAGGGCCACCAGAGGGCCAUCAUCGCUCACCUUACCGUCGAGGAGAUCUACCAGGACCGGAAGAAGUUCUCCGAGCAGGUCUUCAAGGUGGCCUCGUCUGACCUGGUCAACAUGGGAAUCAGCGUGGUCAGCUACACGCUGAAAGACGUUCACGAUGACCAGGACUACCUGCACUCUCUGGGAAAGGCCAGGACGGCCCAGGUGCAGCGGGACGCCAGGAUUGGGGAGGCGCAGUACAAGAGGGACGCCGUCAUCAGGGAGGCCCAGGCCAUGCAGGAGAAGGUCUCUGCGCAGUACGUGAACGAGAUCGAGAUGGCCAAAGCUCAGAGGGACUACGAGCUGAAGAAGUCCACCUACGACAUCGAGGUCAACACCAAGAAGGCGGAGUCAGAGAUGGCCUAUCAGCUGCAGGUGGCGAAGACGAAGCAGCGCAUCGAGGAGGAGAAGAUGCAGGUGCAGGUGGUGGAGCGCUCGCAGCAGAUCAUGCUGCAGGAGCAGGAGAUCACGCGCCGGGAGAGGGAGCUGGAGGCCCGGGUCAAGAAGCCGGCCGAGGCCGAGAAGUACCGUCUGGAGAGGCUGGCCGAGGCCGAGCGUCUGCAGCUCAUCAUGGAAGCAGAGGCUGAGGCCGAAUCCAUCAGAGUGAAGGGCGAGGCCGAGGCCUUUGCGGUGGAGGCUAAGGGGCGGGCGGAUGCAGAGCAGAUGUCUAAGAAGGCGGAGGCGUUCCAUCAGUAUAAGGACGGGGCCAUGGUGGACAUGCUGCUGGAGAAGCUGCCCCUGAUAGCGGAAGAGAUCAGCAGGCCGCUCUGCGCCACUCAGAAGCUGACCAUGGUGUCCAGCGGCGGCUCGGAGGUGGGCGCGGCCAAGCUGACCGGAGAGGUGCUGGAGAUCAUGACCCGGCUGCCCGCGGCCGUGGAGAAGCUCACCGGGGUCAACAUCUCACAGGUGACAGGUAGCUCAACCCGCAUGGGCUGAGUAAGAGAAGGCUCCUCUGCGUAAUCAGUCUGCAAUCACCGGCCUCAUGCCCGUUAUCAUUUCCUUAAUGUAGUACACUUGUGAUGUCAUAGCAGCCACCUUCCACGACUCUGUCCGUCUUUCUGUGACCGCACCUCCUGUCAGUGUACGCGCUGGGACCACUCUUGGGGGGUGCUCUGCAUCGUACUGUGUUUGGUUUUUGUGUGCCAUUUUGAAUUCUGCUUAUUCACAUAUUCCUGCUUUUUUAAACCGUCCUGUUUGAAAUAUACGAGUAGCCACGUUGUGUUGUAGAACGCUGGUAUAUAGGCCAGCCAUAUCGGAUCACUUAUAUACAGCCAAGCCUCAGUCUGUCAUAUCACUCAGUCUGCGCGCUCGCACACCUGGGCAGUUCCCUGCAGGUUCCGCAGGAACCUGGUUUCAGUUGCGGUCGUUUCAUUCAUAGUGAAAUGCACGAAUUAGAGCAAGAGAGAUAACAAAAAAAACAGGGUAGCGAAGAGGUGGAUUUGAAAGAAACUUGUUUUAGCCUGUUCUGGAAAGUAAAAAAAAAAAAAAAAAAAAAAGUGAAGUGAACUGGGGCCAUGGGUGGAAUCAUAUUCCCCAUUUUGUUUCCAUUUCCGACUUUCAGCCCAGCAUUCCUGCAGCUCGUUUGCCUACUAAAACACCUGCAGGCACGCAGGGAAAUUCAGUCCCAGUGGGACAGCGUCAGCUGUGAAAACAGCGGUGCAUAAUGGCGGUCUGUGAGGUGGGUGCGGGGCUCCGGGUUUUGGAAAUUUCGAACCUCCUCCCUGAACGCAUUUGUUGUCCUGAGGUUUCUGGGCAGGCCGUUCUGGGCCACACCGGUCCCUCAGGCUGAAGUGCAGCGGUGUGAGCGAGGGCCAGUGUAGAGCUGCAGCCAAACCUCCCCCCCUGACUUAACGCUUCAGUCCUGCGCUCAGUAUGUCUCCAAGGGCAACGCUGAUCACCUGACCAAAACUCGAGGCAUUCCACGGAUGACCCCACUGCUGAUUUUCCCCCCUGUAUCUGUGAGACUUCUGAAUGAAACUAGGGUAGGUUGUGUUUUCGUCUGUUACGGCUGCUGUACAGUCAGAUGAGGGAGAGGGCGGUGUCCUCUCGUCUUAGUGUUACACUGAGCCUGAGUUGCAUUCUGGGACAUUGCUGGUUUGGUGAGGGGACGGAAGGGCCGUUUUUAAAGUGAAUCGAGCGCACACUUCCCUGU